Molecule: messenger RNA, 3219 nt
Organism: Fusarium keratoplasticum
Lineage: Eukaryota; Fungi; Ascomycota; Sordariomycetes; Hypocreales; Nectriaceae
Product: CN hydrolase domain-containing protein
Exons: 4
Coding region: 1-3219 (1072 amino acids)
Biological process (GO): protein catabolic process
Molecular function (GO): protein-N-terminal glutamine amidohydrolase activity; protein-N-terminal asparagine amidohydrolase activity
Source: RefSeq, a predicted model, not a curated record
AUGAGGAUUGGGUGUCUGCAGUUUGCGCCCCAGGUGGGAGACGUCGAUAACAACCUGAACCGCGCCGAUGCCGUCUUGUCGCGCGCGAACCCCGAAGGCUUGGAUCUUCUUGUCCUCCCCGAGCUGGCUUUCUCUGGGUACAACUUCAAGUCAUUACAAGACAUCACACCGUUUCUCGAACCCUCCGGCUCCGGCAUCACCUCUCUCUGGGCUAGGACCAUCGCGCUCAAGUACAACUGCACCGUCACCGUUGGGUACCCGGAAAAGGUCGACGUCUCGCCUAAGUGGCCCACCGGCCCCGAGUACUACAACUCGCUGAUCGUCGUCAACGGAGAGGGAGAGACCAUUGCCAACUACCGAAAGUCGUUUCUGUAUUACACCGAUGAGACGUGGGCGCUAGAAGGGAAGGGGUUCUACGAUGGCUUCAUUCCUGGGCUCGGACGCACUAGCAUCGGUAUCUGCAUGGAUAUCAACCCGUAUAAAUUCGAGGCACCAUGGCAUGCAUUUGAAUUCGCCUUCCAUGUCCUGGAAGUGGAGUCCAACCUGGUCAUCAUCUCCAUGGCUUGGAUGACCCGAGAAGAACCUCGCCUGUUUACUCGCAUGCCAAACGAACCCGACAUGGAAACUUUGACCUACUGGGUAACUCGACUGGAACCUCUUAUUCGCUCUGACAACGAUGACGAGAUUAUUGUUGUCUUUUGCAACCGUUCCGGCAACGAGGACGAGGCUAUGUAUGCCGGCACUAGUGCGGUUAUCGGCAUUCACGAGGGCGAGGUCAAGGUUUACGGUCUCCUGGGCCGAGGAGAAAAAGAGCUGUUGGUUGUGGACACGAGUAACUCACCGUACGCGAAACUCGUCUAUCGUCCAGAUGCUGGUGGUUCGGGUAUGGAGGCACCUGGAAAGUUGAAGCGAACCGACAACGCCAACCGCGACAACAACUCCAAAUCCAACGACAACAACCAGCCUUCGUCUUCCGGCAGUAAAGAACCAAGCGGAGAGGGGGAGGACGCGGGAAACAGCGCGACUAGCCCGCAGGACUCGAUUAAGACGCUCCAGCGCCGAGCAUCCUCAUCGACACGGUGCACGCUCCCUAAGGAGGAAGAGAAGAUGCCACCGAAGAAGCGCCAUAUCCCUUCGUCCAUCACGAUUCCUUCUGCUGUCCCCGACCUGGUCAACACCACCUCUGCUCGCUCCCCAUCAUCGGCCUCUAUCAAUAUUCCUACGCCGUCUGCGCCAAGUCCAACUCCCAUGGCCGUUCGCCCUCGACUUAUCAUUCCCGAAUCACCUCCGAUUCUUCCUCACCAAUACCCGCCGGAUCAUCCUAUGAGCGCCGCCUCACUCAAGUCUGAGAAGUCUGAGAGAUCUGUUAGGUCUAUUCGACCUCGGCUUAUCAUUCCUGAAUCGCCCCCUAUUCUCCCCUACCAGUAUCCGGCGGAUGUUCCCAUCAGCGCUGCUUCACUAAGAUCAGAAAGAUCAGUUCGAUCUUUGAACUCUAACUUCUCGGAUGCAUCUGGAACUACUGUGCGAAGCAACCCACGACCGCCAGAGGAGAGCACGCCUUAUCCCGAUAGCGCAAACCCCCUGAGCGGUUACCCGUCAAAUGCGUUCCAGUCGGAGAGGAGGAUAUAUGACGGCCAUAUGACGGUAACCGGGCCAGAUGAUGGGGUUACGCCUUCUUUCAACUUUGAUGACAUGUCUCCUACAUCGCCCCGUCGAUUCUGGAGGCCAUCAGAUACUCCUCUCCGAUCACCACUUUCAGCCGCAUGGACGCCUGGUACCGCGAUUGGCAGGAAACCAGAACCUUUCCCCUGGCCAGAGAUUAUCAAAAACGAUACCCCCACUCUGGCUGCCAAGACGGCCAAAGAAACCAACAACAAGGCUCUUAGUCCCAACGAGCUGAAAACUGCUACCCCACACUAUGCGCACUCCAACGCCUCCUCGAACCGAACCAACAGGACGGCCAUCUCGGAAUUUUCCGAGUUGUCUAAGGGUGUGAAGAAGUCGAGUUCCAAGCCGGACGACAGCUUUGAUAGGCCGUCAUCCCCUAAAUCACGAAAUGCCAGCAGAUCGGGGAUGAGGGAUAGAGCUGAACCGACUCUUGAAGUUGGCGAGAUUAGCACAACUAUUACGCAGCACCUGGAGGGCAUCUCUCGACGCGCAGAAUCGAUGAGCAGACUUCGAUCACGGUCUGCUAACCGCACUCCUAUGAAUGAUCGGUCUCACGCUUCAAAGUCGAGAAACGGCAGUAGGAGUCGUCCUGAUUCUGCUAAGAACAACCGAAAAGAGCAUCAGAUGAUUCCCGUUGCCGUAAGUCCGAGCAUUCUCUGGGAUGAGGCUCAGCACCCACCUCAGUCUUCCUCGCGACCAGGUUACCACUCGCGGAGCCAGUCUUUUAACAACAUCAACGCUGUCCUUCACUCUGCCAAUGGCGACCGAUCCCGAACACCAGUCGCCACCCACUCGUCUCAGCAAACCAAACGCAGGACAAGUCGAGGCCGAGCUUCGGAGCCCAAGGUCGCUCCAACUAACGCCAUGUAUGGCCCAGUCGCUGUACCUGCCGAACGUGCCUCGUCAAGUGAUUCGACUCGCAACCAAGUGUUGCAUAGCAGAACUCGCACGAAAGAUCGAAACUCUCGAACCAGAAAGAGCUCGUCUGGUCGACAUGGACGAACGCCGUCCCAAACCGCCAUGUCCCCUGAGAUGGCCGCCGAGUUCGAGCGAGUUGAAGCUAUCCUUUCCCCAAGUUGCCCUGUUCAUGGGCGCUCAUCUUCAAGUGCUGCCCGGCAUAGUGACUACGGCGCUCCCGCGAAUAAUCUCCAGCUACCUACAAAGCUCUCUCCAACAUCGCCUUCAGGCAAGUCAGACUCUGCUGCCUUUGCCGCCCGAGUCGAGCGUUUGCAACUCGCCGACUUGGGAGAGAACAUCGAGAGCUAUUAUCUGAUGGGAACCGGCAUCAUCACUGGGGGAAAGCCUGCCGCCGAGAAGACUCUUCAGGUAUCUACGAAGACUGAUACACCAGCGGCUAGCGAUGCAGGCUCCCUUGCUGGGACGCUGCAGACGCUUUCGACUCCAGGCCGAUCACCUGAGACGCCUGCUUCUUAUUUUAACCCUAGCACACCCAAGGCCAUGGUCCUAAAGACCGAUGACUCGGAUGUGGACUAUUUCCCCAACGGGCACUUGAACGGCGUUGCCCAAGCAGACCCUGUCAGAGUCUCAUGA